Messenger RNA from Juglans regia (Persian walnut), 2454 nucleotides. Its product is annotated as MLO-like protein 9. Bases 480 to 2081 code for a protein of 533 amino acids. The record is from RefSeq and is a predicted model, not a curated record. NCBI's taxonomy places the organism in Eukaryota, Viridiplantae, Streptophyta, Magnoliopsida, Fagales, Juglandaceae. The transcript is spliced from 15 exons. Gene Ontology annotation, biological process: defense response. Gene Ontology annotation, cellular component: membrane.
UUUGUUUGGCUGAAACAAAUCCCUAAUGGCCUUUUGGUUGAGGUUUCGUUCUAAGCUUUAGUGACCGUGCAUUAACCUCAAUUUUAGGUGAAAAUCCCUACUCUCCCUCUCUCGCCAAUUAAGUCUGGUUCUUGCAAUGGCAAACUCGAAAAUAUAUUUCACGGUGAUGGGCCAUCUCCAACGAAUCCCAACCGUCUCUCUUUUCUCUCCGUACGUUCCCGGUUCAAUACCGUUAAAGUUGAAACCAAGAAAUCACAAACCUUCCUCCCUCCCACACAAUGCUAAGCAAAUCUUGGAUUCCCUCUCGGUGUCGCUGCCCACAGACACCUUUUAUUUUUCCUUAACUUUCUCGAGAUUUUACGAUGAAUGUGUUACAUCGUCGGCGUGGGGAGUAGAUAGAUGACUUGUCGCUUUUCACUGUCUGGAAUAGUAUCGUUCUUGAAGCUCAUAAGUUCUAAGGGCUAGUUUGUUGUUUGAAAAUGGCCGGAGGCGGAGGUAUCACUCAUGUAAGGGAGCUCGAUCAGACGCCCACUUGGGCCGUCGCAGUAGUUUGCGCAGUUAUCAUUUUGAUUUCAAUAAUUUUGGAGAAAGUUCUUCAUAUGGUUGGAGAGUGGUUUCAAGAAAGAAAAAAGAAAGCUUUGUUUGAAGCUCUCGAGAAAAUAAAAGGCGAGCUUAUGGUUUUAGGAUUUAUAUCUUUACUCUUGACAUUUGGGCAAAGCUUCAUUUCUAGCAUGUGUAUUCCCAUGAAGUUUGCAGAUACAAUGUUACCGUGCCCCCUAAGAGGAGGGGGUGACCAUCAGAAACCAAAACCAGAGCCUGAAACGGGAGAAGGGGAACAUCAUCGCAGGCUUCUAUGGCAUGAGCGUAGACAUCUAGCUGGUGGGGGCGCAGGUCCAGUUUGCAAGCUGGGGCACGUGCCACUUAUAUCUGUGAAUGGUUUACAUCAGUUACACAUCUUCAUAUUCUUUUUAGCAGCCUUCCAUGUGAUAUACAGUGCCAUAACAAUGCUGCUGGGAAGAUUAAAGAUUCGUGGGUGGAAGGACUGGGAACGGGAGAGUACUCAUGAUCCUGAAUUCAUAAAUGAUCCUACAAGAUUCAGGCUUACUCAUGAGACAUCAUUCGUAAAGGAUCAUACUAGUUUCUGGACUAAAUCACCGUUCUCCUUCUACUUUGUCUGCUUCUUUCGACAAUUCUUCAGGUCUGUUCGUAUGGCUGACUACUUGACUUUGCGACAUGGAUUUAUUACUGUUCAUUUGGCACCUGGAAGUAAGUUUGACUUUCAAAAAUAUAUAAAAAGGUCAUUAGAAGAUGACUUUAAGGAAGUCGUGGGAAUCAGUCCACUAUUAUGGGCUUCCAUGGUGUUCUUUAUGCUAGUUAAUGUUAAUGGAUCGUAUGCUAUGGUUUGGGUGUCAAUACUUCCUCUAGUUAUGGUAUUAUCAGUUGGGACAAAGCUUCAAGCUAUAAUAACAGAAAUGGCUCUUGAAAUCAUAGAAAGGCAUGCUGUAGUCCAAGGAAUACCGCUUGUACAAGUUUCUGACAAGCAUUUUUGGUUCAGUUGGCCUCGAUUAAUUCUUUAUCUCAUCCAUUUUGUCUUGUUCCAGAAUGCAUUCGAGAUAACAUAUUUCCUUUGGAUAUGGUACGAGUUUGGCUUGAGAUCUUGUUUUCAUGAGAAUUUCAAUCUUAUUAUUCUAAGAGUUGUCCUUGGGGUGGGAGUCCAAUUUAUGUGCAGCUACAUCACUCUUCCUCUGUAUGCCCUUGUUACUCAGAUGGGAUCAACCAUGAAGAGGUCAAUUUUUGAUGAACAAACUUCCAAGGCCCUAAAGCAGUGGCAUAAAAAAGCUGUAAAGAAGAAGAAUGACGGGAAAGGAUCAUCUCCACCUCGGACUUUGGGUGGAACCCCUCGUGACUCGCCUUUGCCCUCCCCACAUGAUCAUGCGCAUCCUGGCAACCAAUUUUCUGAUGUGGAAGCAGACGGGCCUUCUUCUAAGAAAACAGCAGACAUCAUGGCAAGCGUGGACCUUUCUAGGGAACAGAAAUCCACCAAUAAUGAUGGCUUCGGUGACCUAUUAAGUGGGCCAUGAUCGAUGUUAGUGAUUGUGAUGGUCAAUGUGAUGAGAAAAAUGUGAGAAUAUUGACGGUAUGUUUAUGGCAUGCUAUGGGGCCUUUGCUGGAACGAAACAAUAGGCGGCGGCAAAUGUUCUGCAAGACUGCAACACCAGGGCCAGAGGGCCAUAUUGGCAUGACUGAUUUAAGUUUAAACAUAGCUCAAAUGUAGACAAAACUCCAUGCUUCCUACUGUGUAGAAUUCUUCUUCUUUCUCAACCUUCUGUAUACAUGUAGACUAAUAGCCUUGCUGGAUUAAUGUCACACCCUAGAAGUGUCAAUUCUGCCAUGUUUGAUGGGUAAUAACACUCGCAAUGAAAUGCUCAUAAUUUCAUACUUGUUUGCCAUCUA